Messenger RNA from Protopterus annectens (West African lungfish), 1588 nucleotides. RefSeq names its product tubulin beta-4B chain. The transcript is spliced from 4 exons. Gene Ontology annotation, molecular function: GTP binding; structural constituent of cytoskeleton; GTPase activity. The record is from RefSeq and is a predicted model, not a curated record. Gene Ontology annotation, cellular component: cytoplasm; microtubule. Bases 88 to 1425 code for a protein of 445 amino acids. Gene Ontology annotation, biological process: microtubule cytoskeleton organization; mitotic cell cycle. Lineage: Eukaryota; Metazoa; Chordata; Ceratodontiformes; Protopteridae.
UAAAUUUGCGUUGUGACAGUUGCCAUUUAGAUUGCUUGCAGAUUUGGUCAAGGUGGCAUUGUAAGAUUUAGAACUGCGUUUGUAACCAUGAGAGAAAUUGUGCACUUGCAAGCAGGCCAGUGUGGAAAUCAGAUUGGUGCUAAGUUUUGGGAAGUCAUCAGCGAUGAGCACGGCAUCGAUCCUACUGGUACUUACCAUGGGGAUAGUGAUCUCCAGUUGGAGAGGAUAAACGUUUAUUAUAAUGAAGCCACGGGUGGCAAAUAUGUUCCUCGUGCUGUUCUGGUAGACUUGGAGCCUGGCACAAUGGAUUCUGUCCGCUCUGGACCAUUUGGGCAGAUUUUCAGACCAGACAACUUUGUCUUUGGUCAGAGUGGUGCAGGCAACAAUUGGGCCAAAGGACACUAUACAGAAGGUGCAGAACUGGUGGACUCUGUUCUUGAUGUGGUGAGGAAAGAAGCAGAAAGCUGUGACUGUCUACAGGGUUUUCAGCUGACCCACUCCUUGGGUGGUGGCACUGGUUCUGGUAUGGGAACUCUUCUAAUCAGCAAAAUCCGCGAGGAAUACCCAGACAGAAUAAUGAACACAUUCAGUGUUGUUCCCUCUCCCAAAGUAUCGGACACUGUUGUAGAACCUUACAAUGCCACCCUGUCAGUACACCAACUUGUAGAAAAUACAGAUGAGACGUAUUGUAUAGAUAAUGAAGCUUUGUAUGAUAUUUGCUUUAGAACCCUGAAACUGACAACUCCUACAUAUGGUGACUUAAACCAUCUAGUAUCUGCAACAAUGAGUGGUGUCACCACUUGCUUGCGGUUUCCAGGACAGCUGAAUGCUGACCUGCGUAAAUUGGCAGUAAACAUGGUUCCCUUCCCUCGUUUACAUUUCUUCAUGCCUGGUUUUGCCCCCCUAACCAGCCGUGGCAGCCAGCAGUACCGUGCCCUGACUGUGCCUGAACUUACACAACAAAUGUUUGAUGCAAAGAACAUGAUGGCAGCUUGUGACCCACGUCAUGGCCGCUAUCUCACUGUUGCUGCUGUUUUCAGGGGCCGUAUGUCCAUGAAGGAGGUGGAUGAGCAAAUGCUCAACGUACAAAACAAAAACAGCAGCUACUUUGUAGAAUGGAUUCCCAACAAUGUAAAAACCGCUGUUUGUGAUAUCCCACCUCGUGGCUUGAAAAUGUCUGCCACUUUCAUCGGCAAUAGUACAGCUAUUCAGGAGUUAUUCAAACGCAUUUCAGAACAAUUUACAGCCAUGUUCCGUAGAAAAGCAUUCUUGCACUGGUAUACAGGAGAAGGCAUGGAUGAAAUGGAGUUCACUGAAGCAGAAAGCAACAUGAAUGACCUUGUUUCAGAGUACCAACAGUAUCAAGAUGCUACAGCUGAAGAGGAGGGAGAGUUUGAAGAGGAGGCAGAAGAGGAAGCUGCAUAAAAGUGGCACUUGUUUUCUUUGUAAAUUAUGUCAAAAGCUGUAUGAAUUCUUUAUUCAUGUGAUGUUUGUUUCCUUAUUGUUAUAAACUGUUAAUGUUCUGUGUUUAUCUUUGUUGCCUGCUGUACAGACAUUCAGAUUCUAAAAUUAAAGCAGUUUGAUAGCA